AUGGUAGAAGAUCAAGAGGUCAUGGCAGAGAAUCAAGAAGUUGUGGUAGAGGAUCAAAGGGUCAUGGUGGAGGAUCAAGAGGUCAUAGUGAAGAAUCAAGAGGUUGUGGCAGAAGAUCAAGAGAUCAUGAUAAAGGAUCAAAAGGUGAUCAUAGUG
Funneliformis caledonium is the source of this 156-nucleotide messenger RNA. NCBI's taxonomy places the organism in Eukaryota, Fungi, Glomeromycota, Glomeromycetes, Glomerales, Glomeraceae. The record is from the annotation of a GenBank genome assembly.